UGUGUUCAGUGAUACACACAGGGCCGGAAGUGCACAGCACACACGUGAAUAUGGGGAAACAGAAGAAACAUGGGCAGUCUAAAGCUGGAUCUAAGCUUAAACCCGGCUUUAAAAACAGACAGAAUAAAUGCGUGGUGAUGUUUGAUGAUAAAGAGAGACAUGAGUUCCUCACCGGUUUCCACAAGAGGAAGGUGGAGAGACGUAAAGCGGCGGUGGAGGAGAUAAAGAACAAACUGAGAGAGGAGCAGAAACGAGUGAGGGAGGAGAGGCAUAAAGAAUACCUGAAGAUGCUGAAGGAGAGGAAGGAGGCACUCGAAGAUGCAGAUGAACUCGAUGAUGUCAUCACUUCGACUACAGAGUCACUUCAGUACGAUCACCCCAACCACACCGUCACCGUGACGACCAUCAGCGACCUCGACCUGUCCAGUGCCCGACUGCUGGAGUCUCUGACCAAUCAUGCAGCAGGAGCGGGUGGUGAUGAAGAUGAUGAGAGAGGUGAUAAAGAGGAAAAAGUGGAAGCGUUACCCAGGAAAGCUGGAAAUCCUCUCCUGUCCAAAAAGAUCCAGUCUCUGUCAGCAUCGCUCCACACCUUCACCAAACAGAAGAAGAGAAAAAGUAAAAAGGACACCUGGGGGCGGAGUCAGCAGGGGGACCGGAAGUCAUCCGUUGCCAUGGGUAACAAGCACCGCUUUGGCAGAACAACAAAGAAGCAGCGGCGUAAGAGAACGGGCAGAAAUGAGCGGAGUCAGGACUGAGGAGUUCCUGAUAGUCUUCAUUAUUUCACAACAGAUCACAACAAACAACAAUAAACAUAAAGAAAAUAAACAGAUUUGUUACUUUGUUUAUAGAAAGUUAUAAAAAGUUAUUAAAGAAGAGUUUGUAGAACCUUCAGAGUGGUUCCUCAAUCCCGGAAUCCAUGGUGCCCCCUAGAGCUGCUCUUCCAGAACCAUCUGUAUUUUUCCAGAACCCUGGGUACCGCUUCAGAGUUCUUCCUGUGGUUCUAGGAUUCUCUGUGCUGCCCCAUAAUCCACUCUGUGUGGUUCCAGAACCCUGGGUUUGCACUUGGAGUUCUAGGUGCAGUUCUAGAACCUGAUCAGUACUGAUGUCUGCACUGUCCUGUCACGGAGGUGGACCUUUCUGAUGCGCCAUUUAAUCCGAGUGCAUGCGUAUGUGGUUUAGGAACAUAGGCGUAGGGUGUGGCCGGUUGUCAUGGUAACCAGGGAAGCUUCAUAUCUAACACUGAAUGCUAAGAGCACCCCGCACAUGACCAUUUUUAGUGUGGUGUUAUGUUGAUAACGUCAUCUUGUUUGUUUUCACAAUAUUGAACAGAACCAUGUUAGAAGUUGACAUGAUCUCACAUGAAAAUGCUGUAUAUGUUUCAGUGUUAAUUAUAAUAAUAAUGUUAUGAAUGUGUGUGUAACUGAUUUAAUAAAAAAACAGAUGAUCACUGCCUCACAUUUAUACAUAUUUUAUACCACAUUGUUAAUAAAAGUCAUAUUUACAAUCCA
Molecule: messenger RNA, 1508 nt
Organism: Ictalurus punctatus (channel catfish)
Lineage: Eukaryota; Metazoa; Chordata; Actinopteri; Siluriformes; Ictaluridae
Gene: nol12
Product: nucleolar protein 12
Exons: 6
Coding region: 51-755 (234 amino acids)
Cellular component (GO): nucleolus
Molecular function (GO): RNA binding
Source: RefSeq, a predicted model, not a curated record